CUGCGGGAGGCCACGCAGCGGAGGCUGGCGCGGUUCGCCCAGCUCCGAGGUAAAACUACUUGCACUGGAGAAUUCUGGGAUGUUGUCGUCAUUACAGCAGCUGACAAAAAACAGGAAUCUGCUUAUCAGAAGCAGUUAUCAGAAAAAUUGAGAAGAAAGGAGCUCCCACUUGGAGUAGAUUAUCGUGUUUUUGUGGACCCCCCUGGACAAAAAAUUGGGAAUGGUGGAUCAACACUUCAUGUCCUUCAGUGCUUAGAAGAGCUGUAUGGUGAUAAGUGGGCUUCUCUUACCAUCAUAUUAAUUCAUUCUGGUGGUUAUAGUCAGCGUUUACCAAAUGCAAGUGCACUGGGAAAAAUUUUCACAGCUUUGCCUUUUGGCACCCCUGUUUACCAGAUGUUGGAACUUAAACUGGCAAUGUACAUUGAUUUUCCCACCCACAUGAAACCAGGAAUUCUCAUUACAUGUGCAGAUGAUAUUGAACUUUAUAGCACUAGUCAUCAAGUAAUCAAGUUUGAUAAGCCUGGAUUUACUGCUUUAGCUCAUCCUUCAGAUUUGACAGUUGGUACCACUCAUGGAGUAUUUGUUUUGGAUCCAUCCAGUUUGUCAGAAGAGGGAGAACUUGAAUAUAGAUUUUGUCAUCAAUUCCUACAUAAACCUAAUAUUGAAAGGAUGCAUCAGUCUGGCGCAGUACUUGUAAAGAGGAAUGUUUCUCAAGUAAACUCUGAAGAACACCGUCACUCAAAAAUGGACUUUGAGUAUGUGUACACUGACAGUUUAUUUUACAUUGAUCAUAGCAUUGCCAAAAAAUUGCUAGCAUUUUAUAAGCAGAUGGAAACACUUUGCUGUGAAAUAGAUGCAUAUGGUGACUUUCUACAGGCUCUGGGACCUGGAGCAACUCAAGAUUAUAUAAAAAACACAGCUAAUGUCACAAAAGAAGAUUCACAGUUAAUAGAAAUAAAACAGAAACUAUUUUCUCUUCUUAAAGGAACAGCACUUAAUGUUAUAGUCUUAAACAAUUCCAGAUUCUAUCAUAUUGGGACUACUAAAGAAUAUUUAUUUCAUUUCACUUUUGGUAGCCAACUUAAAUUAGAGCUUGGCUUAAAAUCUAACACAUUUAGCAUCUUCCCAGGUAAAGCAGAAAAUUCUGACAAAUCAGCAUGCAUCAUUCAGAGCAUAAUUGAUGCAGGAUGUUCUAUAGCACCUGGCUCUGUUAUUGAAUACUCCAGGCUAGGACCCGAAGUUUCGGUAGGGACAAACAGCAUUGUAAGUGGUUCUUGCAUAAAUUCUAAAGCAGACAUUCCAUCAAACUGUUUUUUGGGUUCAUUAAGUGUCAGGAUUAAUGGAAACCUAAUGUAUGUGAGCAUGGUGUUUGGUGUUGAAGACAACUUGAAAAAGAAUGUGAAACAUUUUUCAGGCAUACAUUCACUUCAGUUUUUUGGAGUCACUUUACUACAAUGCUUGGAUCUCUGGGACUUGAAGUUGUCAGACCAACUCUUCUCUGGUGACAAGACAAGUUUAGGCUUGUGGACUGCUCGGAUUUUUCCUAUUUGUUCUACUUUAAGUGAUUCAGUUAGAAUGUCAUUAAAGAUGUUAAAUGCUGUGCAGCACAAGUCAGCUUUUAAAUUGAAUGGCUUUAAGCUCCUGUCUAUUGAAGAAAUGCUCUUUUACAAAGACGUAGAAGACAUGUUGAAGUUUAGGCAGGAAAUUUACAAAGAAAUCAGUCUGCAAAGACAAAAAGAGAAAUCUGAUUUGUAGAAGCACAGUAAUUGUACACUUUGGCAGUCUUUAAUUUGAGGAUGAUUGGUUGCUUUCAAGCUUGUAGAACCUAGAAGGAAAAAGUACACAGAAUUUUUUUUUUCUGGUUUUAUUGAAGUAGAAAUAAUGAAAUUGCAUUAACAGCGUUAUUGUAGCAUAACAUUAAUAAUGCAAAAAUGCAGAUAAACUAUUCUUUUGAUGAAAGAAUUAAUGAAAUAUUUCAAAUCUAUGAAAACACUAAGAGGCAAAUAUUCUUGUAGUGUCCAUUGUUAUGUAUUUUUAGGUUUUUCUUAAUGAGACUAUGGAAUAGAACAUGUUAAUUAAACAUUUGAUUGAAAAACUACUUAAAACUUCUUCAGAAUACAGUGUUGGCUCCAUCAACCUGGUGUUGCAUAGCAUUGAUUCACCUUUCUUUGCAUGCUUCACAUUUUUAAAAUUCUAGUUUCAGGAGGUAAUUUUUUCUCACUUUUUUUUAAACAAAGCAAAGAUAAUUACAUGAAUAACUUUAAAUCUGUUUAAAAGAUUACUCAUGAAAGUUUAUUACAAGCUUGGAAGUAUACGAGUAUGCAUGUUCUUUUACAGCAAACCGAUUUUUGUGAAAUGGUUAUGUUAAAGUACCUGAACAGCUGUAAAAUUAAAUAGAGAGUCACAAGAAUUGACCUGGUAUAUGCCCUUCCCAUUUCUGAAUCAUCUUAUGUACGAAAGCAUAUGGUAUUCAAGUAUUUCCAAGUUACUGGGUGCAGUAUAACUGGUGAUCAUAUUGAUGGAAUUAAAAUGUAUUAAUUUGUUUCUCUUGGAUCCCAUCAAAGUAUAAAGAAACAAAUUUGAUUGUAAAUAUAUUGUUCUUAUCUAUUUUUAAAUUUUUGAAUGAAAGGUCAUUAUAAUUCAUAGUUGUAAUAAUAUUUAGUGAAAUGCUUGCCCUCAGGAGGACACAGAAUUCACUUUUAAGCAUUAGUUAGCUGAUAAUUUGGUUAUGGGGUGAUCAGCAUUGCAUUCCUCUAGGACAGAGGGCUGUUAAGAAUCACACGAAUGCCUAUAUCCCUGAUUGUGUACUGGACUAUAAACAUAAGGUCUCAUUAGUGUGAUACUAAUUUGUUUUUUAUUCUCACUUCUGAAAAUGAAUGUUCUGCACAGUAAUAGCAGAUUGGUAACUUCUAGCAGCUCUACCCUAAAGUUAGUUCUAUAAAAUAAUACACAUUAGCUUUACUUCUAUAUUUUUCUUUAAAGCUUUCCUUUGAUUCUUCCUUUGGAUACAGAUGAUCUGCUUUGCAAUAGAUAAAUAUGCGUACCAUUGUUGAGCUGUUAUACUAGUAUGGUCACAAAGGCAAACCAUUUUGCUUCAGUAAAAGUUCUCUAGUCUUCUCUUUAUUCCCUCCAAAGCUUUUUCUUUUAAGUAACCCAUUAUGUACAUAAUCAGUGAACAUUUUUCAGCUACAAGAUUGAAAAGUGCUCACUCAGACUUUAUAAAAAGUUUCUUCUCAACUUUUGAAUUCACAUAACUCCAGAUAUUGCACUCUUUUCUAAUCUUGUCACCAAAAUAGCCACGUUUUAUUUCUACUUCAUGCUAGUUUUAAGAAUUUUUUUUUUUUUUUAUAUCCGAGUCUAUAAGUUGAAUACAAAUUUAAUGCAUCUCUUCCCUCUUAUUCAGCCUGCUGGUUUUGAUGUCCUCUUACCACCUCUGAGCCUCCCUUUUUAAAGAGACUCGUCUAUAAAUUGAUCUGUCUUUCUUCCUCAAGAUCUUUCUCAAGAUCUCAAGAUUUACUUUGGCUCUCCUCUUCAUUCAGCCAGAACAACUUUUUAUCUACUUCUUUUGAAGUGGGCUGAUUUUAAGUGAUCUCUUUCAAAGGUAUCCCAUCUGGCUUCUAGCUUUGUAUUCUUUUUUUCGCCCUUGUAGAGAGAAGAUCCAUUCAUUUCUUUGUACCCUGGUCCCUUCUGGAACAAAGACUUCUAGGACCUAAAUGCUCUCAUUCCAGUUAUCUGUAUCCCUCAAUGGUGUGCGAGUAUCUCCCAGAAACCCAUUUUGUGGUAACAGAAUUUCAGUUCUUACAAUAGAUUUGGGCAAGUAGAACAUACUGGUUCAGUAUCAAGCUUGAAUACUACAUUCUGGUAAUCUCUUUACUAGCUUAUAUCCCAAAGCAUUCACUUGAUGCCUCCAGUCUCUCUCCCAUCAAAUAAUGUACUUUUCUGUCUAUAAUAAUGUUUUACAAUAUUGAUUAGUGGCAGAAUAUACACAAUGCUUAAAAUGUUUUAAACACUCAGUCUCUUCUGAAGAAAAUCUACCCAUUUCCUUUAUGACCUUACUAAAUGCUGUAAUAAUUUUGAGUUCAUAUAAAACUGAUCAUGGAAUGGAAGUACCAGGAAUUGUAUUCUUUUUUUUAAGCUUGUUAAAGACUGUACGGGAGAAAAUUGAGUCAAGUUAAAAUGUGGAAUUUGAGUUAAGAAGCCAAACCAGUGAGGAAUUGUUAAAGUAUUAUCAGAUUAAAUUUUGGCAUUACUCACAAAAACAAAAUGAUUGUGGGCUGUUAACUCUGUACUGAAAUGUCUUGAUGUCCACUACAAGGCAUGCAAUGUCCCACCACUAUUUCCAGAGUUGUUCCCAAUGUUCAUCAUGUAACGCUUGUGAGACAUUAUUCUAUGUUCAAUGUUUCUCUGCCUGAGUUAUGGCUUUUGAGUGUGUAUGUUCAGAAGUAGCAAGAAUGUAAUGAAAGUGUAAGGAUCAAGAUCAGCUUCAAGUGAGAAAUUGUGUUGAGCAACAAUACAUAGUAUUAUUUAAAAAAAAUGAUCAAAGAUUUAUAAAAUUAACCAAGAAAAAAUCAAGAAGUAUCCUAGAAUAUGAAACAUGAUAGUAUGAGUGUCUUGUAUACUGUCACAUCUACCCAAUCUCAUAGCAUCCAUCAUGAAGUUAUAUAAAGCAUAGACUUUGCAUCUUUAGUUGUAGGUCAAGCUCCCUUCAGAGAAGGUUUUCAUGUUCAGUUGCCUUGUUGCUAGAAAGGAAUGGAGAAAAUGCAGUGGAAAUAAAAACAAUGCUUGUAUUCUUUUGACACAUUUAUUUUAAGAGGUUCCAUAAACACAAUG
Molecule: messenger RNA, 4830 nt
Organism: Alligator sinensis (Chinese alligator)
Lineage: Eukaryota; Metazoa; Chordata; Crocodylia; Alligatoridae
Gene: FPGT
Product: fucose-1-phosphate guanylyltransferase
Exons: 4
Molecular function (GO): transferase activity, transferring phosphorus-containing groups
Source: RefSeq, a predicted model, not a curated record